Acanthoscelides obtectus is the source of this 550-nucleotide messenger RNA. The record is from the annotation of a GenBank genome assembly. NCBI's taxonomy places the organism in Eukaryota, Metazoa, Arthropoda, Insecta, Coleoptera, Chrysomelidae.
GGUUACGUAAUUUUGGCACGUGACAAUAUUUAAAUUGCCGAGCUUUCGAAAUGACAAUCUGAUUCAGCUCGCGAACAAUUUAACCGUUUUACUUUUCGUUCUAGGAAACCGAAUAUGAUGAAGCAAAAGAACGCAUUCCCUCCAAACUUCAUACAUUCUCUGGAUUCUAGCCAUAUGAUGCUGACCUCUCUCCAUUGCGAAAGGGCUGGCGUUACUUUCGUCUCGGUGCAUGAUUGUUACUGGACUCAUCCCUCUACUGUGCAUAUUAUGAACAAGAUUUGUAGAGAGCAAUUCGUGGCUUUACACUCGGAGCCAAUUUUACAAGACCUGUCAAACUUCCUGGCUGAUAAGUACAGCUAUAAAGAAGGGGAGACCACCGGUGAUGGCUCUGUUAGCGAUUUAACUAAGAAGAAAUUUAAUAGGAUGCUACGAAAGUUACCGAACACUGGGAAUUUUGACAUACAUCAAGUUUUAAAGUCUGUAUAUUUCUUUAGCUAAUGUAAGCUUACCAGAUUGUUAAGUUUGUUGAAUAUACGUUUUUUACUUUUGA